Naegleria gruberi is the source of this 660-nucleotide messenger RNA. RefSeq lists its product as uncharacterized. The coding region runs from base 1 to 660 and encodes 219 amino acids. The record is from RefSeq and is a predicted model, not a curated record. Gene Ontology annotation, molecular function: protein binding; zinc ion binding; metalloendopeptidase activity. The transcript has a single exon. Lineage: Eukaryota; Heterolobosea; Eutetramitea; Acrasida; Naegleriidae.
AUGCUUGAAUUGCCUGAUGAAAUUCUUCUCACCAUCUUUUUAAUGAUUGAAGAUGAUGACAAGACAUGGAGAUCAUUGAUGCUAACCUGUAAAUCUCUGAAAACAAUUUGUUAUGACUACAGAUAUCAAAUGGUCAACUUUCCGAAAGCUACUAUUAAAUUAUAUCAAGGAAAACCAAAUCAAUACUACAUAAGCCUUGUCCAAUUUGAUACAAACUAUUCAACAUACAAAAUACCACAUAGGAUGGAUUGGCCUCAUCCUGGGAAUACAGACGUGAUUACUAGAUGGUUUAAAUUGAGGGUUGAUCCAAAGACAAUGCUUAUCCAUACAUCUGAUUAUCGUUUCACUAGAUCAACAGGAAGAUGUUCCCACCACCCUGAAAGUGAGACUCAAAUACCUUAUGCAAGUUGUUUUGGAUGCGAAUCACCUGGAUGUGAUGAUGCUAAAGCUUGUUGUGAUCUAACUGGCACAAGAUUUAAAUUCAAUGCUAAAUUCCAUCAUGAUGGCUGUGCAAGCAACGGAUCAUGGAAAUUUGAGAAACAUAAUAAGAAAAUUAAAUUGACAGGUGGUGGUUAUUGUGGUUGGACAACUCCUUUAGCAGCCAAAACAGAAAUAGAUGCUGUGCUUGGUGGUUGGUAUGUUGGUAUUGAGCUUGAUUAA